AUGGCACAGUGCACAGCGUUGUCAAUAAAGAAGAUGGUCCUCGAUCGCGAGGAUUCUUGUCCUGUGUCCGAUACAGAAAAUGCUCGCGCUGUCUUAUCUUCGUCAUGUGAUCAACGGGCAGAAGUGGACAAAGCCGUCAGCUGCGGCAUCGGAAAGUUGGCCCUGCUUCUCGGGGGGUGCGGACUGGUAACGCUCGGAACGUUGUUGACUCUACGUCGUUUCAGCGUCCGAGAAAUCGCUGAUGUCGCACUGCCCGUUUGGUCACUUAACGCUUCGACCGGUCGGCCGGUUGGACAGAACGAUGUUGGUGCCUACGACGAGACUUGGCACUCGGACCGACUGGCAUGUGUGAUCGAUCAGCUUUGCGAGGGCAGCGCCGGAUGGACGGAUAGGGCUCCGUUUCCUGACAUCUCGACUUCGCUAAGAGGCUUAACUCCGUUGUAUGCGACGAGUUUGGCUUUUGACGCCGCCCUCUUCCGCAGAGAACCUUGA
Messenger RNA from Soboliphyme baturini, 492 nucleotides. The record is from the annotation of a GenBank genome assembly. NCBI's taxonomy places the organism in Eukaryota, Metazoa, Nematoda, Enoplea, Dioctophymatida, Soboliphymatidae.